This is a messenger RNA of Scutellospora calospora, 3930 nucleotides long. The record is from the annotation of a GenBank genome assembly. NCBI's taxonomy places the organism in Eukaryota, Fungi, Glomeromycota, Glomeromycetes, Diversisporales, Gigasporaceae.
GUAGUGGAAAUAAUGGAAAUAAUGGUCCAGGUAGUGGAAAUAAUGGAAAUAAUGGUCCAGGUAGUGGAAAUAAUGGAAAUAAUGGUCCAGGUGGUGGAAAUAAUGGAAAUAAUGGUCCAGGUGGUGGAAAUAAUGGAAAUAAUGGUCCAGGUGGUGGAAAUAACGGAAAUAAUGGACCAGGUGGUGGAAAUAAUGGACCAGGUGGUGGAAAUAAUGGACCAGGUGGUGGAAAUAAUGGUCCAGGUAGUGGAAAUAAUGGAGCAGCUCCAGGUGGAAAUAAUGGCGCAGCUCCAGGUGGAAAUAAUGGAGCAGCUCCAGGUGGAAAUAAUGGAGCAGCUCCAGGUGGAAAUAAUGGAGCAGCUCCAGGUGGAAAUAAUGGAGCGGCUCCAGGUCAAAGUGGUGUAAAUAAUGGAGCAACACCGACUCAGAGUGGAACUAUUCCAGGUGUAACAACAACAGUACCCACGACUACCUCAGUACCUUCAAUAGCACUUUCUCCAGGCAGCACUGGUUCUGUUAUACAUUCAUCAAAAACUUCUGGGUCAUAUGGAAUAAUCAAUAUUUACGCUUUAUCUAAACCAUUAAUACUCGUAACAUAUUAUUGUAAUUAUCCUGUGCAAUCCUAUCAGAUGUGCGGACUUAUAUUAGAUUGGUCGGGUAAUGUUAAAGGAAAUGUGAUUACAUUUAGUGAAAGUUGUUCAGCUAGCGAAAUAGUUAAAAGUUAUAAAGAAGAAGGAUUUUUGUAUACUUGCUACAAUUCUACAACUAACACUUUAAAAUGGGCUCCAUACAUAUUAAACUCGGACCAAUCAUUCUCUACUAACUCAUCCGGUCAAACUACCGAAAUUACUCAAAUUACAAACAUGACAUUAUUUUCAAAAUUUAUAAACAUUUUUCCUACUGAGGAUGGUGGUUACGGAUUAGUUUAUACACAUUAUACUUCUAUAAUUGGUCAAGGAAUAUCAAGUCCAUGGGUACUUUAUUAUAUGGGGAUUUCUAACAAAGAUUCUUCAUCUAAAACACCUUUUCAAAUAUAUCAUUCACAACCUAAUACAAAUACUACUGAUUAUAAAUUGUACCAAUGCUCUGUUGCACAAGAAUCUGUUGGAUACAACUGUUUGUUAUAUAAUAAUCGAACUGAUAAAUCAGUAUACAUCAACAUUAAUUUCUGGACUUCCAGUUUUUUCAGUAAUCAAACUGAAUUAACUGUGAAUUUACCUGCUCCAUAUACUAAUGUGAUAGAUAUUGAGGCUUUAGCCUAUGGUGGUUAUAUUUUUGUGGCUAAGGACACUUCAAGUACUACAGGCGUAGGAAAUUAUAAAGGGUAUAUAUAUUAUAAUAAUGGAACCUAUGUCGGAGAUUGGGGACUCCCUGUUAUCACAUCCGACCAACCGAUUGUUGGAGUAUCCCCAGAUAACACUGUGUGGGCUAUUAAUGGAAGUAGUUCAAGUUCAAAUGUGACGAUGGUGUCAUCCGAUACACUAACAAAUUUCCGUCCAGGUGGAGCUUUAGGUUCAUCCUAUAUACAAAGUGUCAUACCGGCUGCAAACUCGACAAUUGCACCAGGAAUGAGUGUGCUUUAUAUAACAUACACUGGUCCAGUUUCAAAGUCUAGCGGAUAUUUCAGGAUUUGGCAAGUCAACCCUUCCGGAGGCGAUGAUUAUUUGCGUGGCAAAAUUCCGGCAUCUGAUAACAGAGUUAAAGUUGACGGUGCAAAUGUAACCAUAUCCCUGUUACCAAGUUUUACUAGUAGUGGUAGUGAACGUUUUUACGUUACAGUGGAUGAUGAUGCAAUGAAAAAUCAAGAAAAUCAAAACCUUAUUGGUAUCAAAAAACCGGCGUGGAGUUUCAAUACAAGUCCAGCUCAAGAUAAUGGUACAGGUGUUGCAAAAGUCAUUGUUCGUCUAACCACAGAAGGGACUACGCUUUACGUAUCAUCAUCAUCAAAUGAUAGAUCAACUUUUGUCAGAAAUAUGAGUAGUAAUAUUGCCACAGUACUUGGUUGCGAUAUCUCGCGUAUUUCAAUGCCAAUACUUUAUCAAUAUAGUACUAGCCAUGACAAUAAUGUCGGUGAUCAAAUUUUUAUGGGUGUUAAUUUCAAUCAAGGCUCCGCUACAGAGAGAAGUGCAUCUAGCCUUGCUAAUGAUUUGAAUGAAACGAUCGCGAACAAGGAUAUUUCAGCAAUAUCCACUGGCACAACCUCUAAUUACCUUGAUCAAUCUAAUGGUGCUUGGCCAAUACCUUAUUUAUGGGGUAAAUACAAAUUUAUUCUUAUUGGCGUUUUAAUUGGACUUGCGAUCUUAUUUCUCUUGUGGUUCCUUGCGUGUCGUAGGCGCUAUAGGGAUGAUAAGACAAGAAGAAGACGACAAUAUGCAACUCGUAGCUUCAUUACCAUCUUUUUGUCCACGCUAAUAGUGGUAGAUCUUAUAUUGGAUAUUAUAUUUAUUUGUCUUCAUGGAAGGGAUGAAAAAUGGAUUUUGCCAGUCAGUCGUGAGCUUAGUCAUAAUGAGCAUUAUAAAAAAUGGUGGCAGAGGCAUAGCCGCACUGCAUUAGCUACAACACUUUUAUCGGGACUUGAUAAUGAAGCUUUGAACGUGUCUUCUUCACACACUGGUGGCUUUCGUUCAUUAAAUGCUCCUUACUCACCAGAGGCUGAUAGGCGGAUUUUCUAUUGUACUGCUAUUAUUGUACUUAUUGAAGAUGUACCUCAAUUUAUAUUUUUGAUAAUUUAUCAAAAAGUUACUAUCAUUCCAGCUAUUGUUCCUAUUCUUGCGCUUUGUUCAUGCACGAUUCUCAUAUUUUUUAGGGUCAUAUCAAUAAUAUAUCUUGGAUUCUUCUAUGAUCGAACUUCAAUUGCCGAUCGUGAUUAUGAUGAAGAACUGAAAGAUGAAAAAGAUAGUAUUGAAGCCAUGGAUCCAGGUGGCCCUGUUCCCGUUCAUAAUACAGAAAGGGUACCAACGGGUCGACUUAUUCCAACUGAAGAAGAAAGUCAAACUAUGUCUAAUAUUCCUAGUCAUCACAAAGGUGCUCUAUUUAUUGGAUCUGGAUCUGUUGGGAAGGAUGGAAAGAAUGGAAAAGAUAGCCCUAAAACUAGCGAUAGAGGGGGACUGGGUGUGCAUGCGAAAAAAACUGAUCUCGCUGAACAUGAAGGACCAUUAGGAAAAUUCGCCCAUAGACAUUCAAAUUUAGAUUUAGGAAUGGAUGAUCAGGAUUUCGAAACUAGGGAAGAAAUAAUAGAAGAAGAUGGUGUUCCCAUAACCAAAAUUGAAAAAAUUUAUUCUCCUAAAAUUGAAAAAACUAAUAUUUAUGAAGACGUUUAUAUUGAGGGUGAUGCACAUCAAUCACAAACUAGAGAAGGUAGUUCUACAAUCCAGGAAAUCACUCAUUUGUCUCAUCACCAAUUACCACCCGAUUUUCCACCGGGUUCCAGAACUCAAACCACGACAUAUGUGGAUGAAGAAGGCAUUACUAGAACCAGAACCGAAUACAUUUAUCCUCAAGGACAAUUCUCUGAAAGCCAUUUACCAGAUCUGCCACAGGGUUCCAGGACUAAUACCACGACAUAUGUAGAUGAAGAGGGUGUUACCAGAACCAGAACUGAAUAUUUAUAUCCAGAAAUACGUUUAUCUGAAAGUCAAUUACGAGAACUGCCACCAGAUACUAGAACUCAUACCACAACAUAUGUAGAUGAAGAAGGUGUUACCAGAACCAGAACUGAAUAUAUAUAUCCAGAAAUACGUUUACCUGAAAGUCAAUUACGAGGACUGCCACCAGGUACUAGAACUCAUACCACAACAUAUGUAGAUGAAGAAGGUGUUACCAGAACUAGGACUGAAUAUAUUUAUCCUGAAACUGAAACAAUUACUACCGUUCAUGGAGAUGCGCCUGAUAUAAGUACAACUGAAAUUCAUCCAUCACAUAUUAGCCGAG